GAGAAGAAGAAGAGAGCGCAAGAACGUAAACAAAAGGAGUGGAACAGCUGUUUAUGAUUCCCUAAAUCUGCAGUUUUAUCACACUGUUCUUACUAGGUUUUGAAGGAGAAACAACUGACAUACAAUAGUAAAGAUGGAGAUUAAGGAAGAACCCUGCAGAAUAAAAGAGGAAGAGACAGAGGAACAAAUAGAUGAAGAUGGAAAUGCAGUCAGUUCACAGACUGAACAAACCUUCGGACAAGCUGGAAAGACUGAAGUCGAAGAAUCUUUCUGCUGCACUGAGUGUGGGGAGAGUUACUCGGAUGAAUACACGUUCAGAGAUCAUCAGCUCUCUCAUUCUGAUAUAAAGACAUUCAGCUGUGAUCAGUGCGGUAAAACAUUUGUGUUGGAAAAGCACUUGAGACAACAUCUUCAAGUUCAUUCGUCUGUGAAGCCUCACGUGUGUUUCUGUGGGAAAAGUUACACAACAAUAUACAAGUUAAAAGAGCAUCAGGUUAUUCACACUGAACCUCAUGUGUGCUCGGACUGUGGGAACACCUUCAGUUCAUUAACCAACUUAAGACGACACCAGAAUAUUCACACUGGAGAGAAACCGUAUCAGUGUUCACACUGUGAGAAGAGUUUCACACAACCAGGAGGCCUGAAAGCGCAUGAGAAGGUUCACACUGGAGAGAAACCCUACGUGUGUUCAGACUGCGGGAAGAGUUUUGGUACGACUAGUAACUUAAAUACACACCAGAGGAUUCACACUGGAGAGAAACCGUACACCUGCUCUCAAUGUGGAAAGAGUUACUCAGAUAAAGGAAAUCUGAAUGUGCACAUGAAGAUCCACACAGGAGAGAAAGCUUUCUCAUGCACCGAAUGCGGAAAGAGUUUCGCACACAAAAACACUCUCAAAGAUCAUCAGCUCUCUCACUCUGGAGUAAAGCUGUUCAGCUGUGAUCAGUGCGAUAAAACAUUUAUAAAUGCAGCAUACUUAAAGCGACACCUUCCCGUUCACGCUGAUGUGAAGCCUCACAUGUGUUUCUGUGGGAAAAGUUAUGGAACAAUGGCUAAGUUAAAAAGGCACCAGAGGGUUCACACCGGAGAGAGACCGUACACGUGUUCAUACUGCGCAAAGAGUUUCCCUUAUUCAGAAUCACUGAAAGCUCACGAGAGAACUCACACUUGAGGAAAGCCGUAUCAGUGCUCAUCAUGCGAGAAGUUUUACCAUUGCGAAAUCCUUGGAGGUUCAUCAGAAAGUUCAUCACACUGGAGGAAAGCAGCAGCAAUGCUCUUAAUGCAGCAAGAGUUUUGCUCAAUUAUCUUACCUAUGAACUCAUAAAAUUUGCUCAAAGGUUCCUGAAUAAGACCUGCUUCAGAAUCAGAUCCAUCACGCGCUGGUAAAUUGUGUCAAUAUACAGAUAUACUGUAAAAGCUGUAAUUAUUUCCAUCAGACUGAGCUCAUCUAAGAAGCUCAUUUACUAAAUUCAUUCAUUCAUUUUCUUUUCGGCUUAGUCCCUUUAUUAAUCUGGGGUCGCCACAGCGGAAUGAACCGCCAACUUAUCCCGCAUAUGUUUCACGUAGCGGAUGCCCUUCCAGCUGCAACCCAUCUCUGGGAAACAUCCAUACACAACCAUUCACGCUUAUACACUACGGACUAUUUAGCCUACCCAAUUCACCCGCAUGUCUUUGGACUGUGGGGGAAACCGCAGCACCAGGAGGAAACCUACGCGAACGCAGGGAGGCAAACUCCACACAGAAACGCCAACUGACCCAGCCAAGGCUCGAACCAGCGACCUUCUUGCUGUGAGGCGACAGCACUACCUACUGCGCCACUGCGUCGCCAUCAUUUACUAAAUGCCUUGUUAAAAUGUUUUUUUUACACCGACUGUAAAUUUUACAACUAUGAGUAGGGCCAGACGGAAUCUGCAGACUUUUUUGGGGUAUUUCUGAGCAGACUUUUGGUAAAAAUCUGCGGAUUUCUGCGUAAUUAUUUUUGGAGUAUAAUAACUAAAACCUUAAUAUGUAAAAUAACUUUUAUUUAAUGUUUAAAAUGCAAAUCCAAUUAGAUUCACUUUAUUUGGUAAACAAAGCAAGUCUCUCAUAUAAUAGAUCUAGUAAAAGACAGAAAAUAUUACUGUACAAACUGCAUUGUAAAUAAAUCAGAUACUAAUAAAUCAGACUGUAAUUAAUUCUAAAACUGAGUAAAUAUAGAUUUAAACACAUUUACUUAAGAAAAUAAACAGAAUUAAUGAUGGGUUAAAAAUCUGUGGAGUUCUGCGCGCACAGAUUCCGUGUGGGCCUAACUAUGAGAAAUAAGCAAACCAUAUUACAUGAGGCAUUUGCAGUGGUGAAAAGAGUACUGAAAAAUCAAGUAAAACUACCAUUACUUGCCUAAAAAUGUAGUGUAAGUAGAGUAAAAGUAUCUGUUGUAAAUAUUACUCAAAGUAAUAUAUAACAAGUAAUAUCUAAUAUAUAACAAUUCUUUUAACAUUUCAUCAAAUGACUAAUGUUUUAAUAUGUCUAUAAGAUUUUUAAAUAUAAGUGAACUUUGCAAGUACAUGUCAAUUUACACUAACCCUAACCCCAACCUAACAGUCUACUUAUAAUCUAAUGAGAAUUAGUUGGCAUGCAGAUGCAAUGUAACUUAAAUUCAACAAAAUGCAUUAAAGGGACCAUUAAAAUAAAGUGAGUCAUAUUGAACAGAUGUAAACAGGUUUUUAACAUUGUACUCAACAUUAUACAGUACUGUAAAACAAAGUAAGUUAUUAAAGCUAUUGAACCGUUUGGUAUUAGAUGAAAUUAGAAGAAGACAAUUAUUACACCAUCAAAAUGUUUUCAAAUCAUUCAUUCACUCAUUUUCUUUUUCGGCUUGGUCCCUUUAUUAAUCUGGGGUCGCCACAACGGAAUGAACUGCCAACUUAUCCAGCAUAUGUGUUACGCAGCGGAUGCCCUUUCAGCUGCAACCCAUCUCUGGGAAACAAAUCAAAUCACUCUUAUUGUCACAUCAUCAGCAGCAUGUGUACUGUGAAAAGCUUAAGUGCUGGCUCCAUCAUUCAUUCAUUUUCUUGUCAGCUUAGUCCCUUUAUUAAUCCAGGGUCGCCACAGCAGAAUGAACCGCCAACUUAUCCAGCAUUUGUUUUACGCAGUGGAUGCCCUUCCAGCUGCAACCCAUCUCUGGGAAAGUGCUGGCUCCAGACAGUGCAAAAUACAAUGACAUACUCCCAGAAAACAAAACAAUAUACAAUAGGCAAUCUUGACAGUAAUACGUAGCAAAGAAUAAAUAGGUGUACACAGUCUGUUGGUGAGACUGUUGGUGGAAAGUUAAUAUUGGCAAUAUUGUAUUAAGUAAGGAUUGGUUAAAGUACAGUGCAUGCUACACCUUGAUGGUAUGCAGUGAGGGGUAUGGAAAGAGUUUGUGUGAGGUGUGUUAAAUGUUCAUCAGCCUGAUGAGUCUGUGGGAAGAAGCUUUCCUUCAGUCGGCUGGUGUGUAACUGGAUGCUGUAGAACCGUCUGCCUGAAUGUUCUCGAAAUCAUUAAUAUAAUCUGUUUCAGUAUGAAGUUUGACAAUAGUUUAUCUAGAUUGCUGUUUAUGUUCAAUUCAGCCACAUUUGGAUCCCUUGUGGUUCACGAAAUGUGUCAAAACAAUUAAAUAAACAGUGAUGUUUGUUUCUGCCAAACCCACAA
Danio aesculapii is the source of this 3669-nucleotide messenger RNA. RefSeq names its product gastrula zinc finger protein XlCGF8.2DB-like. The record is from RefSeq and is a predicted model, not a curated record. Gene Ontology annotation, molecular function: DNA-binding transcription factor activity, RNA polymerase II-specific; RNA polymerase II cis-regulatory region sequence-specific DNA binding. The coding region runs from base 134 to 1171 and encodes 345 amino acids. Lineage: Eukaryota; Metazoa; Chordata; Actinopteri; Cypriniformes; Danionidae. Gene Ontology annotation, biological process: regulation of transcription by RNA polymerase II. Gene Ontology annotation, cellular component: nucleus. The transcript has 3 exons.